GAAACCCCCAAAACCCCACGCCGAGAAACAGAAACCCCCGCCGCAAUCCAUGGCUCCCCCGGCCACCGCCGCCGACAAGCGAGACGGCAAGCGCCCCGCGCCCCCGGAAGAAGACCCCACCGUCGACUCCGCCGCCGCCACCGCUGACGGGGAGACGACGGAACAGCAGGCGGCGGGAGGGGCGGAAGGCUCCGGCGGCGGCGGCGGCGACCUAGUCCUGGUGACGGACUGCGGCACGGAGGUGCGCCUCUCCCGCUCCGCGGCGCGGAUGUCUACGGCGAUCCUCCACAUGAUGGAGGACGGCUGCGCGGAGGGGCGCGUCCCCGUCAAGGGCGUCGACGCCGGCGUCCUCCGCCUGGUGGUGGCGUACUGCGAGCGCCACGCGCCGCACUACGACCCCGUGGCCUCCGCGGCGAGGCUGCGCGACCCGUUCCCGCCGUUCCCCAUCGAAUUCCCGCGAGGCACACACGCCAUCAGGCCCGUCACCGACCCCGGCCCCGACCCGCACGGCCUCGAGGCGUGGGACAAGAAGUUCAUCGCCGACCUCCCCGACAACUCCGCCCUCUUCGCCGUCAUCCUCGCUGCCAACUACCUGGGCAUCGAGGACCUGCUCGACUUGGGCUGCACGGCUGUGGCCGACAAGAUGAGGGGCAAGACGCCCGAGGAGAUCCGGGACGCCCUGGACAUCGAGAACGACUACACGCCGGAGCAGGAGGCCGAGGUCAGGAGGGAGAACGCCUGGGCAUUCGAGGAUUGAAUUGUGUGUCCUGUUCCUUACCUUGAUUCGAAUGUUCUUGGUGGUUAUCUGAAGAAAUUAUCACUCAAGUCUGAUGUCAAGUAGGCAGAUCGUAGGUAGAUGAGUUUGUGAAAGGCUGAUGGUGAAUCGAGCUUCUGGAACUGCAAAUUUUGGUGUGAAUUGUGGAUCGGUGGAUAGUUUCUUUUAACUGGUUCUUAUGAGCAGAAAUCGGUAUGCUUCUUGCACAUUGUCCUCAGUUGAAGGUAUUACUUUCUAAU
Molecule: messenger RNA, 1014 nt
Organism: Setaria italica (foxtail millet)
Lineage: Eukaryota; Viridiplantae; Streptophyta; Magnoliopsida; Poales; Poaceae
Product: SKP1-like protein 13
Exons: 2
Coding region: 50-757 (235 amino acids)
Biological process (GO): SCF-dependent proteasomal ubiquitin-dependent protein catabolic process
Cellular component (GO): cytoplasm; nucleus
Molecular function (GO): cullin family protein binding
Source: RefSeq, a predicted model, not a curated record